Molecule: messenger RNA, 921 nt
Organism: Tyto alba (common barn owl)
Lineage: Eukaryota; Metazoa; Chordata; Aves; Strigiformes; Tytonidae
Gene: RNF186
Product: ring finger protein 186
Exons: 1
Coding region: 1-921 (306 amino acids)
Biological process (GO): protein ubiquitination
Molecular function (GO): ubiquitin protein ligase activity
Source: RefSeq, a predicted model, not a curated record
AUGGAGAAAUCCACUGACAGGCUAAACGAUGAGAAUGGAUCGACAGCUCCUGGCGUAUCACAGGCUGGGAAGGACAGUCCUGCGCCCACUGCAGAAGGUACUGCAGAAAUGAGCAGAGCAGGACCCCUAACAGAAAACACUGCAGACGUGAAGAGGCUGGGAUUCUCUGAAGAAUGUAUUAAAGAAAUGGAAAGACCUUCAGUCACAGAGCGAGACAGUCCUGAUGCCUUUAAACCAGAGAUUUCUGAAAGAGACUAUCCAAACUCAAAGCCUGUUGUUACGCCAACAAACUCAAGCUCUCCCGAAGUAUGCACUUCUGAAAUGAAGCACCAGUAUUCAACCAUAACAUCUGUUGACAUGGAUUGCCUAGUCUGCUUCAACAAGUACAACAUCUACAGAAUACCAAAGGUCCUGGACUGCCAGCAUGCCUUCUGCGCGGUCUGUCUCAAGCUCAUCCUCAGGAAAGAAGAGAGUACCUGGAUAAUCACCUGCCCCCUGUGCAGAAAAGCUACUUUUGUGUCAGGAGGGCUCAUCCGCACGCUUCAAAAUAAAGAAGACAUCAUGGAGCAUUUGGAAAACCUCGAUUCAAAUCCUGAGGUACAUGUCUCUGCCACGGGGCUGGAGAGCAAUAGCUGGACUCAGACCAGCCAAGACACUUUAUACAGAGAUGAAAAUGUUCCAGCAGACAACAGACUGGCUCUCCAGAGACUUGUGCUGCUCCUGCUGCUUGUGGUGAUUCUCACCAUCCUCAUCCUCCCCUUUAUAUACUCUGGGCUGAUUAAAUGGGUAAUUUGUCUCAUGCUUACUUUGGGGUUGGUCAUGUCAAUGGUGCUUUGCUGCACUCCUAAAUUGUACUGGAGGUGUAAUAGGGACUCGCUGCCCUCUUGCCGCAAGGAGAGCCACAUCGCUGCUAUUGCCUGA